Messenger RNA from Lactuca virosa, 785 nucleotides. Lineage: Eukaryota; Viridiplantae; Streptophyta; Magnoliopsida; Asterales; Asteraceae. The record is from the annotation of a GenBank genome assembly.
UUCUGCAUAAAACCCUUGUUGAUGCUGUGACGUUUCACCACCCUGUACGGGUACUACCAGUCUACCACACCUCUUCUCUGCUCUUCUCCACCGGCUUUCUUCUCCGUUUUGCCUCCUGUCCACCGGCUCCCUCCAGUGUUGCUUAGAGUAAAACUAAGAGGCUUACACCUGCAAGCACGGUUGCACCUCCUAGUUAUCAUUGAAAGGGUGGGUGUUGGUGUUGGUGUUGGUGUUGGGUUUUCCUCCCUCUGCAACAAUGGAGUUUUGGGGUGCUGCGGUCAAAGGAGGUCAAGCGUUUGAUGUAAAGCUUGGGGAAUCCAGUUUUCUGCAUCUUUCUCGGGCUUCGCUUGGUGAAGAAGCACAGGAGCCUGUUAUUAUUUAUUUUACUAUCAAUAAAAAAAAACAAGUACUUGCAACUCUUGAUCCUAAGUUGCUGUCAGAAGAACGUUUUUGCUUGACAUUUGUCAAAGACUUCAAAAUAAGUCACAACCUCAGAAAUGGAAGUGUUUACUUCUUUGGACACAAAAAUAAACCCACACUAAAGAAGGAAGAAGGAAAUAAUGUGGAGUAAGCAAGUUCUGCUUGCUUGUGAAUGUGCACAGAUUUUAAUGAAGAGUAAUGAGGGAAGUUUGUAAAUUGUAAUAUCAUGGUGUCUGUUUAGUAGGUUUGAUGUUAGUAUGAAAAUGACAUCAUAUCCAUCCUCUCUUUAUGUGUUGAAGAUUGAUGAUGACAAUUAUCUACCUACCCAUCCGAUUUUAGAUUACCCAUCGUUUAUUUUCCUUUCA